Messenger RNA from Mercenaria mercenaria, 2378 nucleotides. RefSeq lists its product as uncharacterized. The record is from RefSeq and is a predicted model, not a curated record. Lineage: Eukaryota; Metazoa; Mollusca; Bivalvia; Venerida; Veneridae. The transcript is spliced from 2 exons. Bases 85 to 2217 code for a protein of 710 amino acids.
UUUUCUACUUUUCGUUUUCUCAUAUGUCUUUCACAACAGGGAGUCAUAAUUUCAAGCAUAUUUUGUGAAAUAUUAAAUUCAAGAAUGUCUAAAGAUCCAGAUUAUUUCCGGACAGUAUCAUUGAAACUGUCUGAGGUUCUCAGUGAGAUUGGCGUAAAUGAGAAAAUGGUAUUGAAGAGGAGGAGGAUGUUCUUGUUGAUGGAAACUAUGUUGACCACAACAUUCAGUUCACUGCAUGGGCCAACUCCCAUAUAUCAUUUUGGAAGUAGGUCCGAAGGAUCGACAACAAACGGGCUCAAUUCAGACAUUGAUAUACUCGUUUGCAGCGAAAUGCAUGUGAUACAAGACUGGGGUGAGUGGAAACCUGGCAUACAAAAUCUGCUGAUGAUCAAGGAUGAUGCCACGUCGCCUGGCUACUGUCUUCUACAACGUCUGAGGGACGAUGAGCCUCUUUCUCUACCCAUUCCCGUACCUGAACAUAUACUAGAUAGACGAUUUACAAUCAGCGGUGGUAAAUGGCUGAUGAAGAACACAUUUUAUAAUAUAGUUGAUAUUGCGGGAAGUGUAAUAAAUGGUCCUGCAUCAUCGUCAAAAGGACGGUCAGGUUGUGCAGAUCAAGAUUUUGUUCCUGCAAAUAACUGUAAAUCAUGGCCUGUAGAAGCCCGACCUUGGUUAGUAAGAUGUGGUAUAGGUGGAUGGCCUACAGAAGAAAUGAAGAGAUAUUGUGAGACUACAGGAUGUUUUGUAGUACCAGUGAGCAGUAAGAGUGGUCAGUAUGAGGAAAUUGAAUGGAGAAUUUCUACUGUUCAGGCUGAGCGAUGUCUUAUGUUCAGUUUAAACAUCACACAAAUAAGAUGUUACAUCCUCAUGAAGAUGAUUCUUAAAACAUUCAUAAAUCCUCAGUGUAAUGAUGUCCUUUCAAGUUACAUGUGUAAAACUGUUUUAUUUCAUUGUAUACAAAAUACAAUUUCAAAUAACUGGCAGCAAACCAAUUUACUUUGGUGUUUGAUAUGCUGCCUUAAACUUUUGCAGAAUUUUGUCAGACAAGAAAACUGUCCUCAUUUUAUGAUACCAGAAAACAACCUGGUGACCAGAAGAAUUUCUCCUCGUAACAAACAAAAUAUUCUUGAAAUCUUACAAAAUAUCAUACAAAGUGAUGGUCGUGCACUGCUGGAGAUUCCCACUGAUGACCUUGGUAGGAGACUGCAGGUGAAGAUGAACAUGGAUGAAGCUUUUCAGCAUGUUAUUUACCAAGCUCCAGCUGAAGUAAGUGCAAUAAUUUCAUAUCGGCUUUUGAUCGAUAUGAGCACCUAUAUAACUUCCAAUCACCAAAAACUUCUAAGAGAACUGAUGCGUGAUGAAAAUGGAAUGAUGCAUGUUACAUUAUCAAAUUUGAUGUUUAAACUCACUAGUUUAUACAGAGAAAUGGAUUUGAAUAGUUUAGAAAAGUCUGCGUUUGUGCUGUUAUUAGCUCCACUGUCCUCUUCACUGGGAUCUGUGAUAGCAUCUCAGGACAUUCACAUGACUGAAAGUAUAUCCCCAGAAGCACUUUCAUGGUUAUCAGCAGGUCUGAAUUCUGACGUGUCAUCCGGGAAACUGAAACUUGCGUCUGCUUUAUACUGUGCAGGAGAUAUGGAAAGGGCUGAGUUUGUGCUGAGAAAUAUUGAAGAAAAGUAUUACCUGAACACGGUUGAACCUAUCUGCGGAUGUUUUUCUCAAGGCGCGCCUUGCUUAAGACCAGAAUUCAUAAAUAAAUGUAACUCUGGAAAUGAAGAACUCAUUAAACAUAUCAUAGCGUUUUGUGUUAGAUUCACUCGGUAUGAAAUGUGCUGUGUUCCACGACAGCUACAAUAUGAAAUGUUUCGAUCUACACAAGAAGACAUCCUCGAUAGGGACCCAAACACUGACUUCUGGAUGGACUGGGCAGUAGUCGAUUCACUCCCUUACCUCUACUUCCUGCAAUACAAAAUAUAUGGUCACUUUCAUAGAGUAGCAGAUCAACAUUGGGCACUCUCAAAUUUCGUCGCAGUGAUUGAUACAGAACGAAACCUCCAACACAGAGAAACGGCACUGAAUUUACUGGGACAAUGCAUGGAACAGGAAAAGCGAAUUAAAGAUGCUCUUCGCUGCUAUAUGAUAUCCCUCAAUAUCAGAGCAAGAAACAACGCCGCAAAAUUCCAUAUAUGUAGACUACUUUAUGUAUUUGUGAAUGGAUAAGUCGUUAAGAUACAAACAGUGGAGUAUAAUACGGGAAAGAUAAACAACACAAGAACUACUCAUCAUAUCUUGGUAUUACUGAGUCUGAAACUGUACCGAGAUCAUUUCAUGAACGGAAACAUCAUAAUGUUUGUUGUGUGUGUAUGUGUGUGCGUUUGCGU